This is a messenger RNA of Calliphora vicina (urban bluebottle blowfly), 1165 nucleotides long. RefSeq names its product transcription factor Adf-1-like. The record is from RefSeq and is a predicted model, not a curated record. The coding region runs from base 51 to 947 and encodes 298 amino acids. Gene Ontology annotation, cellular component: nucleus; transcription regulator complex. Gene Ontology annotation, molecular function: DNA binding. Gene Ontology annotation, biological process: regulation of transcription by RNA polymerase II. NCBI's taxonomy places the organism in Eukaryota, Metazoa, Arthropoda, Insecta, Diptera, Calliphoridae. The transcript is spliced from 2 exons.
GAAUUCCAUGGUCAUUGUUUAUAUUAUUGUUCGAAAAUUUCUUUAAAAACAUGUUUGAGAAUAAUAAAAACAAAAUGAAAAGACCUAUGAAAAGGAAAAGGAGGCAGACAACCGAUAAACUGUUGACACUUGAUGAUGAUGACCUAAUUCAUCAAGUAUCUAUUCGUCCAGUAAUCUAUGAUCGCUCCUUGAAGGCAUACCGAAAGACGUCAUUGCGCCAACAAUGCUGGUUGGAGAUAAGCGAAGCCAUUGAUGCCCCGGAGGCAGAAUGUCGUAAACGAUGGAGAUCUUUGCGCGACUCCUUUGCUAAGCACUACAAACUCUCGCAAAGAACGGAAGAGAGUGUGGCAAAUAAACAUCGAAAUUGGGUAUUUUAUGAUAAAAUGACAUUUUUAAUUCCGUAUUUGGAUGGUGUCAGCUAUGAUUUGGAUAAAAUACUAGAUGAACUGGGCGAUAUUUCUGAAGAUGGCCAGAGUAUAAACUGUGACCCGGUAGAUGUGAAUGCCGCUAAUGAAGCUCUGGUUCAGAGUGUACCAGAGUCUGCUAGGAAUAAUAAAGAUGUAGCAGAACAUAUUGAAACCCCUAAUACCGACAUACAACAUUGUUCUGUGUCUGUACAGGCCACUGAUUUUGUGUCUAUUUCAAUGGAAAAUCCUCAACAAACAACAGUGCAAGUUCACAAGAAUAAUAAUAAUAAUAUUGAUAAUAAUGUUACAAACAGCACAGUGUAUCCUAGACAGCAACAUCCAUGUAAUAAUAAUAAUUCGAGUAUUCAAUGUGGAGAAUCAAAUAUAGAUAACUGUGCAGUAUUAUUAAAUUCUGAUGAAAAGUUUCUAAUAAGUUGUGCGCCCGCUAUGAGACGCCUAACUUAUAGACAGAACUCCUUAGCCCGCCUUAAGAUACAACAAAUUCUCUUUGACAUCGAAUUUCAAGAAGAAAACAAUUAAAAUAUUGUUGGCCAUUGCGGUUAAUGAUAAAAAUCUUUUAAACUUUUACACAUACAUAUAUUAAUAAUAAUCUUAUCACGCCACCGUAUUUUUUAAAUUAAAAACAAACAGCAAAUUGUAUCUUUGUAUCACUAAUAUUAAUAUUAAUCAGUGUAUAUUGACCAUGUCAUUUAUGGAAAAACAAUGAAAGCCAUUAGCUGCAUUUCGGCCAACAUCAA